AUGGCUUUCACAUAUCGCAUGGGCAGAGCGACUGUAAGCAACAUUGUCGAAAAUGUGUGUGAUGCCAUUUGGAAAAAUCUUCAGCCUAUAGUUAUGCCGGAACCUAGUGCAGAUAUUUGGAAAGCAUCUGAAAGUGUAUUUCGAGAAAAGUGGAACUUCCUUCACUGCGUUGCUGCGACAGAUGGCAAGCAUGUCCGAAUCAAAGCACAAGGCUCACAAUUCUUAAACUACAAGAAGUACCACUCCAUUCUUUUAUUAGCACUUGUUGACGGCAAUAAAAGAUUCCUUUCUGUUGGCGUAGGGCAAUAUGGAAAAGUUAGUGAUGGGAAUGUUUUUAUGAAUAGCAGUAUGGGAAAGCGCUUGGCAAGUAAAACUUUUCGAUUACCUCCUGAUGAAGAUUUAGGUGGAGAUUUGUUACCUUAUGCAGAGGAUAUUACCGUGGCAGACGAAGCAUUUCCGCUUAAAAGAUUUCUGAUGCGUCCUUAUCCAAGGUCCGCCCGAAGGCUUUCCGAGUCUGAAAGAAUAUUUAACAACAGACUUUUAAGAAGUAGAAACACAGUAGAAAACGCCUUUGGCAUUCUUGCAAGUGUUUAG
Sitophilus oryzae (rice weevil) is the source of this 594-nucleotide messenger RNA. RefSeq lists its product as uncharacterized. NCBI's taxonomy places the organism in Eukaryota, Metazoa, Arthropoda, Insecta, Coleoptera, Curculionidae. The coding region runs from base 1 to 594 and encodes 197 amino acids. The record is from RefSeq and is a predicted model, not a curated record. The transcript has a single exon.